Molecule: messenger RNA, 1109 nt
Organism: Artibeus jamaicensis (Jamaican fruit-eating bat)
Lineage: Eukaryota; Metazoa; Chordata; Mammalia; Chiroptera; Phyllostomidae
Gene: XG
Product: Xg glycoprotein (Xg blood group)
Exons: 11
Coding region: 372-1010 (212 amino acids)
Biological process (GO): homotypic cell-cell adhesion; positive regulation of neutrophil extravasation; T cell extravasation
Source: RefSeq, a predicted model, not a curated record
CGAGCCAACCGGAGGGCGGGCCCCUGGAAGCGUGGGGAACCGCCUGUGUCUGCAUCACCCCGAGGGUGGGCCAUCGCCGCCCGGGGAGGCCCCACGAGAGAGGUGGCGCAUGCUUGCUCCCUCUCGUCCCGCGGGGCCCUGGUCCGGGCUUUGGCUUCUGAGUGAGAGCCGAGCCCCUGUGAUGCUGGCCUCGGGAUUCUAGCCGGCUUCAUCUUCAUCCUUCCGUUUGAGGAAAUUCUCCGUCUCUUCCUUCCUCACUGGGCAAGCAGAAGUCAGCGGCACCGGCCUGCGGCGGCGGCCGGGGGCUGUGACUUCACAAGUCCCUUGGCGGCGGCGGGGGCACCUCGGGGUCCUUCCCCCAGAGGCAAGCCAUGGAAACCCGGUGGGGACUCUUCUGGGUCACCGCCCUGUGCGUGCUGGCCCACGCCCAAGGGCAAGGCGACUUCGACUUGGCCGAUGCUCUCGACGACAACGCUGAGCCCACAAAGAAGCCAUACUCAGACAUCUAUCCCAAGCCGAAACCCCCGUACCCCCCGCAGCCCGGAAACCCGGACAGUGGAAAUAUCUACCCAAGACCCAAGCCACCACCGCCUCGCCCACAGCCUGGCUAUCCCGAGGGUGGAGGUUCCUUCGGUGACGGGGACGACGGCCGCUACCCGCCCAGGCCCAGGCCCAGGCCGCCCGCAGGAGGUGGCGGAGGCGGAGGCGGUGGCUACUACCCCUCCGGGGGUCACGAUGGCUACGGAGGCGGCGGCGGAGGCGGCUACCGCCCGGGUCACGAUGGCUACGGAUCACACGGAGGUGGGCGCUCUCGACCCAACUCGGGCGGAUAUAACUAUGGUGGUGACAGCUACAAUACCUAUGGCAACCCUCAAGGCAACAUGGUGGCGAAAAUUGUGUCUCCCAUCGUCUCCGUGGUGGUGGUCACGCUGGUGGGCGCCGCGGCCACCUACUUCCAGCGCAACCGGAGGAGAAAUUGCUUCCGAACCAACGCACCGGAGAACGUCUGAGGACCUGGACGUGCCCUGGGGAAACCUCCGUCUAGACGGGACCCGCGCCCCCCUCUCCUGUGGAAAGUCUCCUUCGUCCUUGGCUUCCUUGAACUUGAC